Opisthorchis viverrini is the source of this 3105-nucleotide messenger RNA. RefSeq lists its product as hypothetical. Gene Ontology annotation, cellular component: membrane. Gene Ontology annotation, molecular function: glycosyltransferase activity. The record is from RefSeq and is a predicted model, not a curated record. The transcript has 11 exons. The coding region runs from base 1339 to 2865 and encodes 508 amino acids. Lineage: Eukaryota; Metazoa; Platyhelminthes; Trematoda; Opisthorchiida; Opisthorchiidae.
UCGCUACUCAGCCAACGAAAUACGUUUGUUCGGCCUUUCGCCGCCAGGGUGAUUGUGAGCGUGAUCGCAUUGCUGCUCAGAAUUCUAUAAACAACACACGCUGGCCAGUAGACCGGCUACGAUCAAGCAGCCCCAGUCGACGUGGUUACUGCUUGGACUGUGAUUCCUUAUUUCUUGUAACCAGCGAACAUCCGGACCACCGUUCGCAUCAGUGCCAUAUCGGGCUUACUGACGAACUUUUGAACAUGCCCACUUAUUUGUUGACACCAUUAGAAAAGUCAGAAUCGAAUGCGGUGCGCAGCUUGGUUCGCUUGGAAUAACUUUUUUCCUUGCAGCAGUACCUAUACUCAUUAGACACUCUUAAUGAAUUGUAUUCAGUCCUCCAUCGGUUGAACAUUCAGUUCGUUGUAUGUGUCGGCUGUCCGCGUCUACAUGAAUUUAUCCAAUUGGAACGACGGAUCAAGGGACAGAAAAUUGACUCAUACCUUCUUGACAUUGAUUUCCGGCUACAAUAUUUCCACAAGCGCCACUUCUCCCGGUACAACAUGGUCAACCAUCAUUUCUUCUCUUGUGAGCAUCGUUCACAGUUUCAACAAUUUUGUCAACAUAUGGAUGAGAAUGGUCUUAUUUUCUGUGAUCCGCCUUUUGCUGCGCCUCUGAGGUUAUUGCUCGAUCAGUUGGCUAGACUCGGAGACAUGCUCCCCACUACUCCUGUAAAUCAUGGCAGCAUGGUACAAAACAGUCAAACUUUUCCAUUAUAAUUAUCGUUUGCAGAAUUCCAAUCGUCAUGUUGUCUUUCCCGUCAUGAUCACUCUGCCACACUUCUUUGAUCGGAAGCUGAAAAAGAUUAAUCCCUUGUAUACUCUAUUGGACUACAAGGUUGGUUGGUUACCCGGCCUGUAUAUUCUGUCAAACUUCUCCAGGUUACCUACACAAAUCACCGGCGUUUCGAUGGGGGCACAUCGACAGAGACUACGCAGUCUGGUCGGCGCAGGGAUUCAGUCGUGCGCAUAUUCACAAAUUUGCCGGCCUCUGUGGUACAACCCCCGGAGAGACUGAAGUCACAAUUCAGAUAUUGCCAACCGUGUUCGCGCUAUUCAGCACUCAACAAUCGUCACUGUGGUCUUUGUGGUCGUUGCCCCACCAAGCCGUCAACAAAUCCAACUGCUACGUGCACUCCGAACCAGUCGCUACAUUGUGAGCGAUCCUUUGAAAGCCUGUGUAUUUGUUCCAAGCAUAGACCUACUGAACGGAUUGAGUUCAAACUUUGCACAUUCCUUACAGGUACUUAGCACCCUUCCCUGGUGGGAUGGAGGAGCCAACCACUUACUGUUCGGAAUGUUGCGAGGGAAAUACUCCGUUUUCUCUGGAAAAGCAAUCAUUGCCCACGCGACUCACUCAAAGUGGACUUAUCGUCCGACAUUUGAUGUAUCCAUUCCGGCAUACAAUCCGCUUUACGACAUCACGCCUUCAAGCUCUGCUCCUGUUUUCAGAGAUACUCACAUUUUAACCGUCUUGCCAGUGGCGAAUGCAGAUCCGGCUACCAUUAAACAGUUGCUCCUAGCCCACAGAAUCCCAACCUUUCCAGGAAAUGCAUCUGUGUUGGUUCUUGAUCCUGUUCUGCCUCAAUCACGUUCAUAUGGAACCCGAAGUGCAUCCCUCUCUAUCAGUCCAUAUGACCCUCCUUCUCGAACAAUUGUGGACUAUGGAGAGGCUCUUGUGGGGAGCCUCUUCUGCCUCAUCAUUCAGAUUCCACCAGUCGGUCAGUUCGCCCUGUUUGAUUCUAUGAGUGCGGGCUGUAUACCGGUGAUUGCUGACGAUAACUUUAUCUUGCCGUUCUCUGAAGUGUUGGACUGGUCCAAAAUCGCCAUUCGUGUGCGUCACAGUGAGCUGCACAAAAUCGUCACGACGUUGACCUCCCUCAGUUCCCAGGAAAUUGCUCAGUUUCAGCGUCAAGUGAAGUUCAUUUUCAACCGCUACUUUUCUACGAUUGAGAAAAUUGUACACACCACUUUGGAUAUAAUCAAUGAUCGUGUCUUCCCCUACUAUGCUCGGUCAUAUGUUCAAUGGAACAGUCCAGAUUACAUGGAGAACGCACUACCGCCUCCACCACUUUUGUUCUACCCACCUCGCUCAUCGGUGCACGGUCGUUUAACCGCACUGAUUCGCGCCCGGGAUCACUUUGGGUUGUUGCAUCAACUUCUGUUAAAGUUACAGCUUGCUUCUUCACUACAUCGUAUAGUCGUACUGUGGACCAAUCCGAGAAUCCCUAUUCCAAACCCAUCCUUAUGGCCUGCUUUGCGUGUCCCCCUGACGGUGCUACCAUUCAGCCAAUUAUUACACGGUCGAUACUAUCCAUUUGCUCAAAUUGACACCGAAGCUGUGCUGUCGCUGGAUGAUUCGACAUGUUUGCCAGACCUGCAGCAAAUCCAAGCCGGUUUUGAGCUCUGGUGUCACAAUCCAGAUCGACUAAUUGGUCUGACGAACGGUACGAUUGUCGGUUCAGCUCGAAAGUUAUCCGACGAGGCCUCCUCUCUCAGUGCUGUGUUCGGCCUCACCAUAUUUCAUAAGCACUAUCUACACUCAUACGCAGAACUUCUAUCCAGCAUGGCGAUUCGACCUGUUAAUCAAACCGGUGCAUGUGAAGAGUUACUGAUGAAUUGGCUCAUCAUUCAACUAUCUGGUCGACCGGUACUCACUGUUCGUGACAGUCGACUCACUCCCGUUUCACCGGCGUCGUGUCAUUUGCAAUCGAGCAUGGCUUGUUGGACAGAUCUCUCCGCAACCCACCCCUACUUCACAACAAUACUGUCUCGCGGUCGAGCAUUCCGAAUUGCACCAUGGACCGUAUCAAGUUUUGGUUAGCUUCACAGUCCCGGUUAUCUCGCGUCUUUCCACUUCAACUCUGCCUCUACUUUGUUUCACCUCAAAACUGUUGAUUCUUCUUCCAGCCAUCCUUUCCCUUUGUAUGGAUUUUGCACACACUACUUUCGACGGAACAUUAAUUUUUUUAUCUUUCAGCCCAAGAAUUGCAAUUUUUAUUUCUGCUUGUGCAUUUACAUAAGAAAUCGUUAGACUUUUGUCUCCUCAAUGAAUGCAGUCAGG